UCCGUCUCUGUAUAGUUCACCUAGCAGUAUGGCCCAGGCAACGCAAAAGCUGGUCAAGGCUGUGACCGUAAGGGUCCCUCAGCUAAUUAGCGCUGCUGUCACAUAUUCCCGUCCUCGCUUGUCUACUUUCUGGUACUAUGCCCGGGUAGAGCUAGCUCCCCUAAGUCCUGCUGAAAUCCCAAAAGCCAUUGAAAGUAUUAAGGGACUAGUGAAAUCUUUCCAGGGUGGCCGCUGGUCACAGCUUACAGUCAGGGAUGCCACACGGAAUGGGCUUGUUGCCACAGAGGUCCUAAUGUGGUUUUAUAUUGGAGAAUGCAUUGGGAAAGGUGGCCUGGACGGAUACAAUGUGUAAGACAUCUUGUGUUCACCAUCUGAAUCCUGUACCUACUCCUUUCACCUAACAUCUUGGACUGAAUAAACUGCGGAGAUGAGAUCUCUGUGCAACUCCACAGAUUA
Bombina bombina (fire-bellied toad) is the source of this 456-nucleotide messenger RNA. RefSeq names its product ATP synthase subunit g, mitochondrial-like. Gene Ontology annotation, molecular function: proton transmembrane transporter activity. The transcript has a single exon. The record is from RefSeq and is a predicted model, not a curated record. NCBI's taxonomy places the organism in Eukaryota, Metazoa, Chordata, Amphibia, Anura, Bombinatoridae. Gene Ontology annotation, biological process: proton motive force-driven ATP synthesis. Bases 29 to 352 code for a protein of 107 amino acids.